Erpetoichthys calabaricus (reedfish) is the source of this 1103-nucleotide messenger RNA. It is a transcript of the gene plaat1, whose product is annotated as phospholipase A and acyltransferase 1. Gene Ontology annotation, cellular component: cytoplasm. Lineage: Eukaryota; Metazoa; Chordata; Cladistia; Polypteriformes; Polypteridae. Gene Ontology annotation, biological process: N-acylphosphatidylethanolamine metabolic process. The record is from RefSeq and is a predicted model, not a curated record. Gene Ontology annotation, molecular function: A2-type glycerophospholipase activity; glycerophospholipid phospholipase A1 activity. The transcript is spliced from 6 exons. The coding region runs from base 148 to 1065 and encodes 305 amino acids.
AACCGGCCCUAACUCCCAAGUAUAUGUGCACGCCCCAUUUAUAAAGUCUGAAGUGCGUGCAGUGCCUUUACUUACAGAAACUACAUAUCCACGAGGUCCCUCGGAAAGACAACAGCGUUUAGGAGUGAACUUUACAGCCUGACUCAAAUGGCAUCAGCCGCUGUCUUCGCCCCAGAAAAUGCAGCAAAUCCAGAGCCUGGUGACCUGAUAGAGAUUUAUAGGCCUGCAUAUCAGCACUGGGCACUCUACCUUGGGGAUGGGUACAUCAUCAAUGUGACCCCAGUGGAUGAAGGGCAGCCAGCAUCUUUUUCCAGUACCAAGUCUGUCUUCAGCCGAAAGGCGCUGGUCUGCAUGCAGCUUCUCAAGGAUGUGGUUGGCAGUGACUCGUAUCGAAUCAACAAUAAGUAUGACAACAAGUAUGCGCCACUUCCUGUGUAUGACAUCAUCUCACAAGCACAGUAUUUGAUUGGGCAGGAGGUGUCGUAUGACCUGCUGGGCAAUAACUGCGAGCACUUUGUCACCUUACUUCGCUAUGGUGAGGGUGUGUCAGAGCAGAUGGCAUCAGCCGCUGACUUUGCCUCAGAAAAUACAGCAAAUCCAGAGCCUGGAGACCUGAUAGAGAUUUUUAGGCCUGCAUAUCAGCACUGGGCACUCUACCUUGGGGAUGGGUACAUCAUCAAUGUGACCCCAGUGGAUGAAGGGCAGCCAGCAUCCUUUUCCAGUGCCAAAUCUGUCUUCAGCCGAAAGGCUCUGGUCCGCAUGCAGCUUCUCAAGGAUGUGGUUGGCAGUGACUCAUAUCGAAUCAACAAUAAGUAUGACAACAAGUAUGCGCCACUUCCUGUGGAUGACAUCAUCUCACAAGCACAGUAUUUGAUUGGGCAGGAGGUGUCAUAUGACCUGCUGGGCAAUAACUGUGAGCAUUUUGUCACCUUACUGCGCUAUGGCGAGGGUGUGUCAGAGCAGGCAUCCAGGGCAAUCGGAGCCAUCAGCUUUGUUACAGCUGCUGCCAGCGCCUGCUCUCUGCUGGGACUUGCCCAUAACCGCGCACGCCAGCGACACUUCUAACAAAAUCCUAAGAUGCUGCAGAUGCUCCAGCUUCACAU